Molecule: messenger RNA, 3291 nt
Organism: Saimiri boliviensis boliviensis (Bolivian squirrel monkey)
Lineage: Eukaryota; Metazoa; Chordata; Mammalia; Primates; Cebidae
Gene: DSPP
Product: dentin sialophosphoprotein
Biological process (GO): odontoblast differentiation; dentinogenesis
Cellular component (GO): nucleus; cytoplasm
Molecular function (GO): collagen binding
Source: RefSeq, a predicted model, not a curated record
AUGAAGAUAAUUACGUAUUUUUGCAUUUGGGCAGUAGCAUGGGCCAUUCCAGUUCCUCAGAGCAAACCACUGGAGAGACAUGUUGUUGAGAAAUCUGGGAAUUUACCUCUCUUCACAAGAUUAAAACUGUCAGUACAGGAUGAGUUAAAUGCCAAUGGAACCACUAAAGAAACUGGUGUCCCCAUGCAUGAAAGUGAAAGAGGAAGGCAAGAGCAUACCCAAGAUGGUCACAAGGGAGAAGAGAAUGGCUCUGAGUGGGCAGAAGUAGGAGGGAAGAGUUUUCCUACAUAUUCCACAAUAGCAAAUGAAGAGGGGAAUAUUGAGGGUUGGAAUGGGGACACAGGAAAAACAGAAACAUAUGGUCAUGAUGGAAUACACAGGAAAGAAGAAAACACCACAGCAAAUGGCAUCCAGGGACAAGUAAUCAUCAUUGACAAUGCCAGAGCCACAAACAGAAGCAACACUAGUGGAAAUACUGAUAAGAAUACCCAAAAUGGGGAUGUUGGUGAUGCAAGUCACAAUGAGGAUGCUGCUGUUGUCCAGGAAGAGGGACCCCAACUAGCUGGAAGCAAUAACAGUACAGACAAUGAGGAUGAAAUAAUUGAGAACUCCUGUAGAAAUGAGGGUAAUAGAAGUGAAAUAACACCUCAGAUCAACAGCGAGAGAAAUGGGACUCAGAAGGCUGAGGUGACACGAGGCAUUGGAGAAGAUGAUGGCCUGGAUAAUUCUGACGGGAGUCCUAGUGGGAAUGGAGCAGAGGAGGAUGAAGACAAGGGCUCUGGUGAUGAUGAAGAUGAAGAGGCAGGGAAUGGAAAAGACGGCAGUGAUAACAGCAAGGGCCAGGAGGGCCAGGACGAUGGGAAAGAUGAUAAUAAUAGUAGCAUGGGUCAAAAUUCAGAUAGUAGUGAAGAUUAUGACCCUGAAGGCAAAGAAGACCCCCACAAUGAUGGUGAGGGAGACAACACCUCCAAGAGUGAGGAGAAUUCUGCUGGUAUUCCAGAAGACAAUGGCAGCCAAAGAAUAGCGGACUCCCAGCAGCUCUACCACAGAGAAAGCAAAGGUGUAGAAAAUGGAAUCACUGAAGAAUCAGAGCCACAUGCUGUUGGGAAGACCCAAGAUAAGGGAAUAGAAAUCAAAGGUCCCAGCAGUGGCAACAGAAAUAUUACGAAAGAAGCUGCGAAGGCCAACGAAGAUAAAGAGAAUAAAGGACAACAUGGAGUGAUCUUGGGCAAAGGAAAUGUGAAGACACAAGGGGAGGUUGACAACACAGAAACACCUGGCCAAAAAUCAGGACCAGGAAAUAAAGUUGAACGCAGCAACACAGGUAGUGACAGCAAGAGUGAUGGUUAUGACAGUUAUGAUUUUGAUGAUGAGUCCAUGCAAGGAGAUGAUCCUGACAGCAGUGAUGAAUCUAAUGGCAAUGAUGAUGCUAAUUCAGAAAGUGACAAUGACAGCAAUAGCCAAGGAGAUGCUUCUUAUAACUCUGAUGAAUCAAAAGAUAAUGGCAAUGACAGUGACUCAAAAGGAGAAGAUGGUGACAGUGAUAGCACAUCAGAUGCUAAUGAUAGUGACAAUAAUGGCAAUGGUAACAAUGGGAACAAUGACAAUGGCAAAUCAGACAGUGGCAAAGGCAAAUCAAAUAGCAAUGAUAGUAAUGACAGCAGUGACAGUAGCGACAGCAGUGACAGCAGUGACAGUGACAGCAGUGACAGCAGUGACAGUGAUAGUGAGAGCAGCAAUAGCAGUGAUAGUGAUAGCAGUGACAGUGAUAGCAGUGAGAGCAGCAGUAGCAGUGACAGUAGUGAUAGUAGUGACAGCAGUGACAGUGACAGCAGUGAUAGUGACAGUGACAGUAGUGAUAGCAGUGAUAGUAGUGACAGCAGUGAUAGCAGUGACAGUAGUGAUAGUAGUGACAGCAGUGACAGUGACAGCAGUGAUAGUGACAGUGAUAGUAAUAGCAAUGACAGUAGUGACAGCAGUGAUAGCAGUGACAGUGAUAGUAGUGAUAGUAGUGACAGUAGUGACAGCAGUGAUAGCAGUGACAGUAGUGAUAGCAGUGACAGUAGUGACAACAGUGACAGCAAGUCAGACAGCAAAUCAGAUAGCAGUGACAGCAGUGAUAGUGACAGUAAGUCAGACAGCAGUGACAGCAGCAACAGCAGUGAAAGUGACAGCAGUGACAGCAGUGAUAGCAGUGACAGCAGCGAUAGUAGUGACAGCAGCAAUAGCAGUAACAGCAGUGAUAGUGACAGCAACAAUAGCAGUGACAGCAGUGAUAGUGACAGCAGCAAUAGCAGUGACAGUAGCGAUAGUGACAGUAGUGAUAGCAGCGACAGCAGUGACAGCAGUGAUAAUGACAGCAAUGAUAGCAGUGACAGCAGUGACAGCAAUGACAGCAGCAACAGCAGUGAUAGCAGUGACAGCAGUGAUAGCAGUGACAGUAGUGAUAGCAGUGACAGCAGCAACAGUAGUGAUAGCAGUGACAGCAGCGAUAGCAGUGACAGUAGUGAUAGCAGUGACAGCAGUGACAGCAGCGAUAGCAGUGACAGUAGUGAUAGCAGUGACAGCAGUGAUAGCAGUGACAGUAGUGAUAGCAGCAACAGCAGUGACAGCAGCGAUAGUGAUAGCAGUGACAGCAGUGACAGCAGCGAUAGUGAUAGCAGUGACAGCAGUGACAGCAGCGAUAGCAGUGACAGUAGUGAUAGCGACAGCAGUGACAGCGAUAGCAGUGACAGCAGCGAUAGCAGUGACAGUAGCGAUAGCAGCAACAGCAGCGACAGUGAUAGCAGUGACAGCAGUGAUAGUAGUGACAGUAGUGACAGCGAUAGCAGUGACAAUAGUGAUAGCAGCGACAGCAGCGACAGUGAUAGCAGUGACAGCAGUGAUAGCAGUGACAGUAGUGACAGUGAUAGCAGUGACAGUAGUGACAGCGAUAGCAGUGACAGUAGUGAUAGCAGUGACAGCAGUGACAGCAAUAGUGACAGUAGCGAUAGCAGCGACAGUAGUGAUAGCAGCGACAGCAGCAACAGUGAUAGCAGUGACAGCAGCGAUAGCAGUGACAGUAGUGACAGCGAUAGUGACAGUAGUGAUAGCAGCGACAGCAGUGACAGCGAUAGCAGUGACAGUAGCGAUAGCAGCGACAGCAGUGACAGCGACAGCAGCGACAGCACAUCUGACAGCAGUGAUGAGAAUAACAGCCAGAGCAAAUCUGGUAAUGGCAACAAUGGAAGUGACAAUGACAGUAGUGACAGUGAAGGCAGUGACAGUAACCACUCAACUAGUGAUGAUUAG